AUGUCUCAAAGCCAUGCUCUUUCAGACGACCAGGUCGCGGGCGAGCUCCGCAAGAUGACCGCCUUCAUCCGACAGGAAGCUCUCGAGAAGGCCAGAGAGAUCAAUCUCAAGGCGGAUGAGGAAUUCGCCAUCGAGAAAUCGAAACUUGUACGACAGGAGAUUGCUUCUAUCGACCAGCUGUACGAGAAGAAGUUCAAGCAGGCGAGCAUGUCGCAGCAGAUCACCAAGUCCACCCUUGCCAACAAGACUCGUCUACGGGUUCUCUCAGCUAGACAGCAACUCCUGGACGAAUUGUUCGAGCGGGCCAGAGGAGAGGUUACUACUGCUGCCACGGGAAAGAAGGGUGCCAACUACGAGAAGACACUAGCCGGCCUUAUUCUAGAGGGACUCUACGCUUUGAACGAGAGCAAAGUGCAGGUUAGAGCCAGAAAAGCCGAUUAUGCUGCUGUCAGAAAGGCCGCCGAGAAUGCUUCCAAGGAGUUCAAGGAUAAGGUUGGAAGGGAAGCCACCGUUGAGAUUGAUGAGCGUGAACCACUCGCCCAAGACUCGGCUGGUGGUGUUAUCAUUCUCGGAAGCAAUGGGAAAAUCGAAUAUAACAACACACUUGAAGAGCGUCUGAGAUUACUGGAGGCAGACUCCCUACCCACAGUCAGAGAGAUGCUCUUCGGCAAGAACGCCAAUCGCAAGUUCUACGACUAA
Molecule: messenger RNA, 699 nt
Organism: Trichophyton benhamiae CBS 112371
Lineage: Eukaryota; Fungi; Ascomycota; Eurotiomycetes; Onygenales; Arthrodermataceae
Exons: 3
Coding region: 1-699 (232 amino acids)
Biological process (GO): proton transmembrane transport
Cellular component (GO): proton-transporting two-sector ATPase complex, catalytic domain
Molecular function (GO): proton-transporting ATPase activity, rotational mechanism
Source: RefSeq, a predicted model, not a curated record